AUGACUUCAAUUCAUCAGGGGUCGACUCCGACUCUCAAGCGGUCCUUUUCUACACCGACGGUGCACACCAUGGCGCAAGAAGCCACGACAACGGCUGUGGAAAAGAAGAGGAACAAGCUGGGAUACCACAGAACAUCGAUAGCAUGCACUCUGGGCCGCAAGAGCUUUACCAGAAGUCAUUGCCGCCGCCGGAAAAUUCGCUGUAUCGUGUCUUCGGAGAUUCAGAACCGAUGUAUAAACUGUAUACGACUUAAGAAAGACUGCAGCUUUUGUCCGGUUGACCAACAACCGCCGGUGGUGGACCCGCAAGGCAAUCUUACUGGCCCGGGAAAUGGCGGCUCGACAGCACAUUCGCAAACCUCCUCUCUGGUCCUUGGGCCCGGGAACACCUCUGGGACAUUAUCGAGAUCUAUAUUUGGAAGAAGGUCGGCACAGAACACCAUUACACUUGCAACACCCGGUCUCAUGCCCUCUAUUGGCUAUGUCAGCGUUCCUGGUGAAGGAUUGAGUAUGACGAAUCCCGACGAACAGAGCUUCUGGGGGUUGCCCACUGAGCAAAGUCCAGUAACACUGUCCGGAUCUAUGGAUAUGAGCUAUGGUUGGCAUUCUUAUGGUAGUGAAUGCAGCUCUACCGAACAAGCAUCAUCGUUUGGGCUCGAAGCGGCCACUCAGCCGACUUGGAUGACAGCAACAUGCGAAACAGCGCAGCCCAAUGACUGGAACUGGAACAGCGGUGUUAACCCAACUGCACAGGCGAGAUCUUUGUCAUUCAGCAACGAUCUCAUUGGGCUGCCACAGCAAGAGUUUGUGUCGGGUUCAAUCAUAGAGGUGAGCCGAGCGUUAUCUGGGAGCCUCAACAGCAGCACAUUCUCCAUCAACAACAAAAUGGACAUCGUUUUUAAUUAUUGGAGUGUUUUGAAGGACAGGACUCCGCCCGAGAACACGACUCUAGGAGCGAGAAAUGCGCACAGAAAAGGGGUUGAUAGGGCUAUGGAAAAUGUUGUUGAAGUUGACUUGCAGUCACCAUUUUGCUCACUAGAUGCCACCCUAGAGUAG
Cordyceps militaris CM01 is the source of this 1056-nucleotide messenger RNA. RefSeq names its product C6 finger domain protein, putative. NCBI's taxonomy places the organism in Eukaryota, Fungi, Ascomycota, Sordariomycetes, Hypocreales, Cordycipitaceae. The transcript is spliced from 6 exons. The coding region runs from base 1 to 1056 and encodes 351 amino acids. The record is from RefSeq and is a predicted model, not a curated record. Gene Ontology annotation, molecular function: DNA-binding transcription factor activity, RNA polymerase II-specific; zinc ion binding. Gene Ontology annotation, biological process: regulation of DNA-templated transcription.